AUGACAUCCAAUGGACACCCUUCGUUGAUUACGGUUGUCCCAUUCGACCAUAUUACAUUGUAUUCUGGAUGGUUGGCAUGUGGGGCAAACACCGUGGUCAGAUAUCUGUCGGAGUGGUGCAUGAGACAGUUUGGACGUGUGCAGAUGAUACUGAGGUCUCCGUUUGAGGUUGAUACUGACUCUGUUAACCGCUGGGAGCUCACUGCAAUCUUUGAGGAUUGGGCACAUCAUCUAGUCCCAGAGGAGUAUCGGCGUACACUGGCCACCCAGAGCUGGCACUGUGUAGAUGGAUAUGUGACAUGGUUCUAUCAGAUGUCACAUCCUAUCAUGACACUCGAUGUUCCUAGGCGUCCACCUAGGCCAACACAUGAGGAGCUCUUGGAGAGAUAG
Molecule: messenger RNA, 390 nt
Organism: Vicia villosa (hairy vetch)
Lineage: Eukaryota; Viridiplantae; Streptophyta; Magnoliopsida; Fabales; Fabaceae
Exons: 1
Coding region: 1-390 (129 amino acids)
Source: RefSeq, a predicted model, not a curated record